AUGCUGACCACCGCAUGUUACGGCAAUAUCAUUUGCCGUCUUUGUUUUGAACUCAAAAUUCAGGAACCCGAACUUGAAAUGCUUAUCAAAGAGAUCCCGUGUAUUUUUUCCGAGGUCUUUAAAAGAGGUCACCAUCCUCGCUUCUAUUAUGAAAGUCGCGCCCCGUUUAUUAUUCGGUUUGGUCCAAUAUUCAGUAUCCUCAAGUUCAAACCCAAGUACCAAAAGUCAUUGAAGAGGAGACGACACAUUCACAACAUGGUUGAUUUGGCCAAAGAAGAAGUGCUAAUUUUCUUCCAUAAGAAGUCCGGAAGAACAAGUGGGCUGCAACAAGAAAGAAAUUGUUUCGAUCACUCACAGCUUCAGAAAAUAUAG
Messenger RNA from Opisthorchis viverrini, 372 nucleotides. RefSeq lists its product as hypothetical. The coding region runs from base 1 to 372 and encodes 123 amino acids. The record is from RefSeq and is a predicted model, not a curated record. The transcript has a single exon. Lineage: Eukaryota; Metazoa; Platyhelminthes; Trematoda; Opisthorchiida; Opisthorchiidae.